CGGCGGGCAUGGAGCGGGGCCGGGACGGGGAGGAGGAGCUGGAGGAGGAGGAGGAGGAUGAGGAUGAGGAGGAUGGUGGCCCGGAGAGCGCUCUGGAGAAGAGCCCGUUCCAGCUGACGGCCGCGGAUGUGUACGACAUCUCCUCCGUGGUGGGCCGGGACCUGCUGCAGCUCCGCGCCGGGCCGCAGCUGCCCGCCGCCCGCGCCCGGCUGCAGUUCAGGAUCGUCCGGGUGCUGGAGAUGCUGGAGGCGCUGGUGAGCGAGAGCAGCGUGACCGAGGAGCAGCUGCGGCGGGAGCGGGACAGCCUCCGGCGGGAGCUCGAGCAGCUGCGGGCGGCGGCCCGAGGGAGCGACCCGCAGUCCAGCCUCGGACCAGAUCAAAUGGUGAUAGACCUCACAGACCCCAACCGGCCCCGGUUCACGUUACAGGAGCUCCGGGAUGUAUUGCAAGAGAGGAACCAGCUGAAAGCUCAGCUUCUGGUGGUGCAAGAGGAGCUACAGUGCUACAAGAGUGGGAUCAUCUCACAGAAAAGGGACCAAACUGAAGAACUGGAAAAAGCAGCCAGUGGCAGCAGUGCUGGCACCAGAAAGGACAGUGAAGAGAAGACAAUCAUCAAACGGUUGUUUUCUUUUAAACAUGGAAAAUGAGCAUCCUCAAGGACUUUGCUGCUGGUGAGAAUGGCACUGCUGAGCCUCAGAGGCGUUGGGAAAGACAAUGAUUGGAAACAGCAGCAUCACUCCUACUGUAGAGAAUGAGCAAUCUCAUUAAAAUCACGUUGUAUAAUAUUCUUUCAGAAUAAUUUUACUCUGCUUUUUCAGAAACUGUUUGAAACAGACACUUUUUGUAUUUCUUACUUUCAGACGUUAUCCACAUGUAGAAAAUAAAACGUUUGUAUAAAGUUGGGAUUUAUUCUUACUCAAAGAGCCUGUGAUGAUCUGUACUACAGCAUACUUAUCCUGUCCAGCUAUCAAAACAUUCAGCCCAAAUGAUUUUGUAAGAGGAAGAUAAUGGAGACCUGCCAUUCACAAGUGGUUGGGGAUGAGAUGAACAGUGGAGGAAAGCACAGCAAAGCAAGAAAAGCUGCUGCCAUUGGGCUCUGCCCACAUGAAGGGCUGAGGUGCAGGAACAGAUGCACCAAACAUUUCAUUUCUGACAGCUGAAGGUCUCCUGUGGUAGAGAGUUGUGUUUUGCAUAAGCUCUGUUCUUUCAAUCACCUGCCACAAGCUGUGUAUUGGCCCCAGUAAUGAGAUUUAGCACCAGUGGAAGCAUAUAGGGCAAACAGGGGAGUGGGGAAAGAAGCUUGAAAGACACCAAUUAGGUUCUCCAUUUAGAAAGGUAGAAUAUCCAGAGCACAAGUCUGAACAGACAUAAAAGAAGCAGUGACAGGUAUCAAACUGUGAUCUUACUCUCUUCAGAAAUAAAAGCAGCCUCUGAAGUCUUUUGAUUCCCUCUCCUGCUCUGGCAGCAUGAAGGAUGUAGGGCACUUCACACAUUGCUCAGUGGCAGGUGAGGAUGUGGC
Molecule: messenger RNA, 1519 nt
Organism: Zonotrichia leucophrys gambelii
Lineage: Eukaryota; Metazoa; Chordata; Aves; Passeriformes; Passerellidae
Gene: RILPL2
Product: Rab interacting lysosomal protein like 2
Exons: 4
Coding region: 9-647 (212 amino acids)
Molecular function (GO): protein dimerization activity
Source: RefSeq, a predicted model, not a curated record